Geodia barretti is the source of this 849-nucleotide messenger RNA. Lineage: Eukaryota; Metazoa; Porifera; Demospongiae; Tetractinellida; Geodiidae. The record is from the annotation of a GenBank genome assembly.
AUGAUGCAGACAGGGCGAGUUCGAGUUGAGGCUGGCAACGUGACAUUCGUUGUCCAGCACGAGCUUUGGGACGGCAACAUUCAGGACCACUCAGACCAAGGCGUGGCCAUCCUGGCGGAGGUCGUAGGUGAGACCGCGCUGCGGUUCAACUGCUUCGACCGAGAGAAGAGCUACGUCUACGGACCCAGUGGCAAGGACGUCAAGUUCCGCAUGGACGAGACGGUAGACGGCAACCCCAUCGGCUGGACGGUGAAAACGCUGCGCACCAACAUAGGGACCAUGCUGACGGAGGCGGGAUACCCAGAGGCCGCCGGUGCGGUUAACCUGGGAGCCGUCGACAAGGCGCUGAACGAGGUUGAAGAAGCGGCCCGCUACAAGUUUGCGGCCGAGCGCAACACCGUAAAGCACAACCGAGGCACCGAUGUGUUCGAAGCGGGCAACAUCAAGUUCGGGUUGGAGAACCGCAAACUGGGGUCGGGCGACGGCGGAGUGGCCAUCCACCUCCUGGCGGACCUGGCUGGCAACACGGGCCGGGUGUUCACCGAGGAGACGGAGCUGCUGGCCUUUGACUGUUUCUGGGACGGCCCGCACUACCACUAUGGGCCCCGCAACAAGAACCACCGGAUCUACUGGGACAAGACACUGGUGCCGGACCCGCUGGGCUGGUGCCUGGACCAGUUCAAGAGCAAGAAGCUGGGAGCGAUGCUGGAGCGGGCCGGGUACCCCGGUGUUGCCGCCGACCUGGACGAAGACCUGAUCGCCUCGGUGCUGCCGGCGGUCGAGGCCCGCGCCCGGGAGAUGGAGGCCGGGGGGGUUCCGGCCGAGGUCACGCCGAACCUGGUGCAGUAG